CAAUUAAAAAUCGAUCCAGUUAUUCAUGAGCUAUAACUUGAAAUAUAUAAGAAAAUAAAUAAGAAAAAUAAGGGCCGAAUAUACCGAAAAAUCUCAAAAAUUCAUUCCCGUGCCCACAGCGAACCGUUUACUCUCAGACGGAAAUUUUUCUAGGUUGUUGUUUUCCUUCGAAAUAUAUUUGGAAAAAUCAUAUGCGGUUGAAAUCUGAAGCGGCCCAAUGGAAAGCUUUACUCAUCAGUACUCAUUUAUUUCGUCUUUAUUCUAACCUCUAACCCAAUGGUAUACAUAUAAAAUGAUGAUAUAUGUAAUUUUAAAGAAUAAAGAGUAUUGAGAAUCAUACAAUGGUGUUAAGAAUACGGAAAUUUCACACACAAUCCAAAGAUUAUUCACACAUUUGCCUAUCCUAAUUAUUUUUACCAAUUAACAAAAGUCUUUCCUUGUCACACAAAUUCAUUUUUUGCUCUUUGUAAUAAAGUUAUUGCAGAAUAAAGCUACGCUCGUUUCUAUAAAUGGCAAUAUCGCGGUAGAGAUUUGUUCACAGGGUAUAAAAAAGGUCAACUUAAUUUUGUGAAUUUGAUUAAUAGUUCAACGAUGUAUCUACCAAGUAAAGUACUUUGGUGUUUCGUGCUUCUGUUUGUUACUUCAUUCUCAGAGUUUCAGGAAAAUUCUACCAAUGGCGAUAAGCAAAACGACGAUCUUUUCAUAAGCUCUAUAAAAUAUCGAGACAAUGAGAUCAAGCCAACACGGUGUGUUUCACAUUUUAUCAAAAAUGAUGACGAAAUGGAAUAUGAGUUCUAUAUUAAUUCUACAAAGAACGAGAGUAAGGAUGAUACUUUGAAACAAUAUGAGGCACGCGGACGAAUCAUAAAAAAUUGCGAAGAAAAUACUCAGAUUUCUAUGGAGUCUGCCGCGAAUUCUACAGACAUCAAUGAUUCCAUAAAAAAAAUUGAGAAUUUCUCCAGCAUCGAAAGAGAUUUUGAAUCAAAUAAAUACGAAUUAGAUGAAAACGAAUCGGAUGAAGACGAAUCGGAUGAAGACGAAUCGGAUGCAGACGAAUCGGAUGAAGACGAAUCGGAUGAAUACGAAUCGGAUGAAUACGAAUCGGAUGAAAACGAAUCGAAUGAAUACGAAUCGGAUGAAUACGAAUCGGAUGAAUACGAAUCGGAUGAAUACGAAUCGGAUGAAUACGAAUCGGAUGAAUAUGAAUCGGAUGAAGACGAAUCGGAUGAAGACGAAUCGGAUGAAGACGAAUCGGAUGAAGACGAAUCGGAUGAAGACGAAUCGGAUGAAGACGAAUCGGAUGAACACGAAUCGGAUGAACACGAAUCGGAUAAACACGAAUCGGAUGAACACGAAUCGGAUAAACAUGAAUCGGAUGAACACGAAUCGGAUAAACACGAAUCAGAUAAACACGAAUCGGAUGAACACAAAUCGGAUGAAUACAAAUCGGAUAAAUAUUUUAACUCUACAAAUUUGGUUAUCAUUAAAACUAAAUCGACUAAAGAGUGUCUCAAUCAUACUUGCGUUCAGCUCUGUUGUCCUUUAUAUAAUUUCAUGAAAGAAACAGGCAAAUGCGUUAUUGAUAAACGUGGUAAUUACUUUCUUCCAAAAAUGUACACAUACAACGACGGUCCCGAUGUUCCAUCAUUUUCCGUGACUGUUCACGACCCAUGCCAUUCACAAAAUUUAGGAAAAACUUUACUUCCUAACAAUACAUACAAUUUUCUCAUUAAUGGCUCUUUAUACCAAAUCUCUGACGAAUUUAUUUUACCGACAUCUUACUGCUUAGCCAGUUUAAAUCGAAAGAUUUAUGAAGUUAUGAUCUGCAAUAAUCAGAGAAUGUAUCCGAUAUAUGUAUCCGCGUGUCUCCUAGUAUCUUUGCCGUUCCUGCUGGUGACUUUCGUGGUAUAUUCCAUAUUCCCAGAGCUCCAAGAUAUGCAUAGCUAUAUAUUGCGUGCACACAUAGCCUCAUUAUUCAUCGCAUAUGUAAUUAUGUAUUAUGAUCGACAAGAUUCCGAAUUACAACGAGUUGAUGAUAAAAUAUGUUGCAUUACAUUAGCCUAUAUUUUGAAUUUCUUCCUUUUAUCGACUUUUUUCUGGCUAAAUGUAACAUGCUUCGAUCUUUGGUGGAAAUUCAGAGGACUCUGUUCUUAUCAAACAAAUAUAAGGCAAGAAAAAAAGAAGUUUAUAAUGUAUUCCAUUUAUGCGUGGGGUAUUCCCUUGAUUAUUAAUAUUAUCUGUGCCAUUAUGGAUUAUGUUGAUGGGAUACCAAAAAAUUGGAAACCUCAAAUAUGUACAAAGAAAUUUUGGUUUGGGGAGAAUUUGGCAAAAACGAUAUAUUUUUACAUACCUAUGAGUGCUACUAUUAUUAGUAAUAUUUGUUUCUUCAUCGCUACAAUAGUAUCAAUUAUGUACCCGCAUAUACGUACAGCCAGACAGCUGAGACACUCGGAGAGCAAGUGCCAUAAUGAAAAUAAGCGGAGGUUUAAAAUGUACUUGAAGCUGUUUAUAGUGAUGGGAAUAAGUUGGAUUAUGGAAAUACUAGCAUGGUCAAUCGAUUCUGUGCCGUCAUAUAUUUGGUAUUCCACUAAUAUGUUGAAUAACUUACAAGGUCUCAUCAUUUUUAUCAUAUUCGUAUGUACAAAGAAGAUAAAACAACAGUUGUUAAAACGAUACGGCGGACAGAAUUGCGGUCCAUUUUGUAAAAUUCGAAUGUACAAUGAUAAUGCGUUGUCAAAUAUUACUACCACAUCAAGAUUGCGAACGGAACCUAAUAUGCAAGCAAUGGAUUCCACUAAUCAACGCCCUACUCUUAUAGCGUCUUCAUCUUACUCAUAGCACUGAAACGUAAAGAAAAAAUUUAAUUAUGAACGAAUUAAUUAUAUUAUCUUGUACCUGGGUCUCUUUACAGAAACUACAAUGAUACAUAAUAUUUUAUUAGAAUGUUUUGUAUAAUGGAAUUUAUAUGUAAUUACUAAAAAUUGUCAACUAAACAUCUUCUUAAUUUAAAGAAAACAUUUUAUUUCAUCAACAAAAUAUAUUACUUGUUAGCUUCAAAUAAAUAUUUGGUUUGAAAUAAGAAUUUGGAUCGAAAUGGAAUCGGAACGGAUAACCAUUCCAAAACCCUUUUUUUAAUCGAAUCAAAAUUGUAAACCGUUUCAAAAUUCUAUAUACUUUAUAA
Molecule: messenger RNA, 3181 nt
Organism: Solenopsis invicta (red fire ant)
Lineage: Eukaryota; Metazoa; Arthropoda; Insecta; Hymenoptera; Formicidae
Product: G-protein coupled receptor Mth2
Exons: 5
Coding region: 592-2838 (748 amino acids)
Biological process (GO): G protein-coupled receptor signaling pathway; cell surface receptor signaling pathway
Cellular component (GO): membrane
Molecular function (GO): G protein-coupled receptor activity
Source: RefSeq, a predicted model, not a curated record